This is a messenger RNA of Chlamydomonas reinhardtii, 1163 nucleotides long. RefSeq lists its product as uncharacterized. NCBI's taxonomy places the organism in Eukaryota, Viridiplantae, Chlorophyta, Chlorophyceae, Chlamydomonadales, Chlamydomonadaceae. The record is from RefSeq and is a predicted model, not a curated record. The coding region runs from base 142 to 582 and encodes 146 amino acids. The transcript has 7 exons.
UGGGCACGCGCGCGCACGCUGCUUGGUUCCGACACGAGAACGCUUUCGGUUGCCGCGCGCCAAAAGGGUUCUGUUCGACUCGCGGCUCGCUCCGUCGCCGCAGCUGAACACCUCGCUUGGCCUUGCCGAGUUUCAGUCCAAAUGUCGGGCCGGCAGGAGAUCUCGGGGCGCGAGGCUGGCGAAAGCAAGGUGCGAAUGCAGGAGCAGGGCCACGCCGGAGGCGGCAGCGGCGACACGCACUCUGCGCCUGAGCGUGACUCGCUGUACAAGAAGCUCAUGGACCCGCACAGCGACUUCCCCGAGCCCGCUCUCAAGGGCGAGCACCUCAACAAAGUCAUGAACGACUGGUUGCCGUCAUCGCCCGUGUCGCCAUCCAAGAAGAAGAGCAAGGCGCACGGCACCAAGCGGCUGCCUGUGGCGGGCGUGCGCGGCGGCGUGGAGGCCAAGGACGAGCCCAACGACGUCAACCACGAUGUGGGCGAAUUCCACGCCAAGGUUAUCUCCCCGCACGGCCACGCCCACACCGCCGCCGGCGUGGCGAGCGGCUUUGGAGGCGGCGGCGAGGGCGCCGCUACCAGCUAGACGAACUGCCAAGGAAAUAAGCUAGCUAGGCAGACAGACUGGAGGAGGCUGGCUGGAUAGACACGUAUGUGCGCACGGUGCAGUGCGGCGGCAGAGGCAUCGGGUACUGGUGCUGGUUGCGGUGCAGUGCGGCAUAACUGGCGGCGGGCUGCCAACUGCUGAGCAUCUCAACACGUAGUACGGCCGCACGCGGGUUGCAAGGGUCACGCAAGUGUUACGCAGGAUGGACAGACUGAGGUGGGGCACAUGCCUGGAUUCAUUGUGUGCGUGCAUGGAUGGCUGUAGCAGCUGGGGGCGGCCUAGCUGGAGGCGGGGCCGCGGGGCUAGCUAAGUGGGGCUGCUGUAGCAAACGCUAUCAUGUUGCGAGUGGUGCUGCGUGGGAGCAGCACGAUGCAGGCAUGGCCAUAACUUUGCUGAUCACGCACGUGCGGCUCAGGCACGUGUAUGGAUGGGGCGGGUCCUCAAGUUGCUGUCUGUAUGUUGCUUGCUGAGUGGGCUGUCUAGUUGGCGGUGGGUUGGGAGAUGUCACACGUGUCAUGCGUAUCGGCAGUGGUCGGUGCAAUAAUCUGCUGCACAUUUAU